Molecule: messenger RNA, 520 nt
Organism: Amoebophrya sp. A25
Lineage: Eukaryota; Dinophyceae; Syndiniales; Amoebophryaceae
Source: the annotation of a GenBank genome assembly
UUUUUUCAAGCUUGUGCUUGUCAUCCAGUUUUUAUAUGGGCCUACUUCCUUUUCCUCUUCUUCUAAUUUUUGCUUGUUUUUUGUAAGCAAAGACAAAAAUCCAGCAUCAAGAAAGAUGUCGCGUUUCUUGAAAUCUUGGGCAAUGUUGGCCGUCUCGGCAGAGGGCAUCAAGAUUGAGAUGGAGCCUCGUCCGAGUACGGCGGGGGCGGACGAGGCAUUCGGGGAAAUAUUCAGGGAAGAGGAGAGGCUGGCCAACAAGAAGUGCAAUGCACUCGACGCCAAGACGUUUACAGCGGCUUGUGGAGAAGGAGCGACGCCCACGGAUGCCACGAUCGAUGCGGCGGCUCUCCAAAAAGCGCGCAAGAAAUUACAACAAAAUGCGGAACGCCAAAAAUUGCUGGAAGGUGAACCAAUCGCCGAGAACGCUAACAAGAUCAAGGAGAUCGUGCGCAACGGGAUAGUGGAAGAGGCAUGCUGCCGAAAAGAGGUUGUAGCUGCUAAGAGUGGUGGUUGCUGCUAA